Messenger RNA from Tachyglossus aculeatus (Australian echidna), 2175 nucleotides. RefSeq names its product serine incorporator 4 (gene SERINC4). Lineage: Eukaryota; Metazoa; Chordata; Mammalia; Monotremata; Tachyglossidae. The record is from RefSeq and is a predicted model, not a curated record. The transcript is spliced from 13 exons. The coding region runs from base 1 to 1836 and encodes 611 amino acids. Gene Ontology annotation, cellular component: membrane.
AUGACGGGCCCCGCGCCGCACCCCCACUUCCGCCCUCUAGCCCCGCCCCUUCCGCCCUCCGGCCACGCCCCUUCCGCCCGCCCCUGCAGCGCCCCUGCCGGUCGGAGGCCGCCUCCAGCCGUUCGUCUUCUCCCCCCCCGCCCCCGAACGCCUCCCCAGAAGCCUCUGGGGGCUGCCGCCGAAACCGGCCGGAAACAGCCGAGCCCGGCCGAGCGCAGCCGGAAACAACCGAGCCCGGCCGAGAACCGCCGAGCCCGCCACAGCCGCCACCCCCGGCCCCCGACUCUGACCUCCCUACGGAGCCCUGGGAUGGUGGGAGGUGAGGAGAAGGACAGAGGACCCCUGAAUCCGGCCCUACGCCGCAGCCAAGUCCUGGCCAACUCCAGGCCCCACCAGGCCCCCCAGUCCAGGCUCUGCCCCCGCUCCCCGGCCCAGGCGUCCGGCUGCCGAGGCCCCUGCCCGCCUCGCUGCCCGCAGCUCGGGGAGCCCGCCAGCAGCCGCCUGCUCUACACCCUGCUGCACGUCGGAGCUUCGGCCGCCUGCUGCGUCCUGCUGUCCGGCUCCUCGCUGGACGCUCUGGCCGAGAAGGUGCCGCUGCCCCGGGGCCUGUGUGCCCGCCUGUGCCACCACCCGGACUGUGCGGCCCUGCGCGGCCCAGGGGCCGUGUACCGCGUGUGCGCCGGAAGCGCCACCUUCUACCUGCUGCAGGCCACCCUGCUCCUCCACGUGCGCUCCCCGCACAGCACCCGCGCCCGCCUGCACCACGGGUUCUGGUUCCUGAAGUUCCUGCUCCUGCUGGGCCUCUGCGGGGCAGCUUUCUGGAUCCCGGACGAACACCUUUUCCCAGCCUGGCACUACGUGGGCAUCGGAGGUGGCUUCGCCUUUAUUCUGCUGCAACUGGUGCUCAUCACGGCUUUUGCCCACAGCUGGGACCGUAAUUGGAUGACAGGGGCAGCCCAGGACAGACACUGGCUGGUGGCAGUGCUGCUGGCCACACUGGCUUUCUACUGCGCGGCGGGGGCGGGCGCCGGGCUGCUCUUCCGACACUACACCCACCCGGCCGGCUGCCUGCUCAACAAAGCCCUGCUGGGCCUGCACCUCGGCCUCUGCGGCCUGCUCUCCUGCCUCUCGCUGGCCCCCUUCACCCGGCGCGGGCAGCCUCGCUCUAGCCCUCUGCAGGCCUCCAUCAUCAGCUGCUACAUCAUGUAUUUGACCUUCUCGGCCCUGUCCAGCCGACCCCCAGAGCAGGUCCUGCUCGGGGGGCAGAACCGGACCAUGUGCCUGCCCAGCUGGGAUGCCCCGGGACAACAAGCGCCGGGCACCUCUCUGGCCGUGCUGAGCGCCGGCAUCAUGUACACCUGCGUGCUCAUCGCCUGUAACGAGGCCUCCUACCUGGCAGAGGUGUUCGGGCCCCUGUGGAUGGUCAAAGUUUACAGCUAUGAACUCCAGAAACCAUCUCUAUGCUUCUGCUGCCCUGAGCGGGCGAACCUGGAGGAGGGAGGGCCUCCCGGGGGAGAGGAGGGACCGCCACCGGGGCCUUCCGACAAGGCCCAGCGACUUCCCUACAGCUACUCGGCCUUCCACUUCGUCUUCUUCCUGGCCUCCCUCUACGUCAUGGUCUCCCUCACCGACUGGUUCAGUUACGAGGGGGCGGAAAUGGACGCCAACUUCGUGAAGGGCAGCUGGGCCACGUUCUGGGUCAAGGUGGCCUCAUGCUGGGCCUGCAUCCUGCUCUACCUGGGCCUGCUGCUGGCUCCGCUCUGCAGGCCACCGGCCCGACCCCCGCAUCCCCGCCGCCGUCUCCGCCACCGUCGCCUUCACCCGGUUUCUGCCUAACUGCCGCCUUCCGCCCCGGGGAGAGGUGGUGCCGGGGGUCCUGGGGGGCCCAGCCCCCUCGCAGGGUCUCCCGUUAAUCUCAGCCCCUCCGUCACUCUGACCCCCAGCUCCAGCCCCGGCUUCCGGAAAGAUUAAACCACCACCGGCGGAGGCUCUGGGCCCUUACUGCCCCCCACCAGAGCUGCCCAUCUACCCCGACUCCCGUCCCUGGUCUAGCACAGAGCGGGAGGGGAAGAGAAGGGAUGGGAGAGUGGGGCUGGGGCUCAUCCUUCCCUGAGGAGGGAGGCGGGGUAGCCCUGAGACCACUCAGGGUGAAGCCUGGCUUCUGGGGCAGCGGGA